UCGAUCUAUCUAGUGCAGAAUAAGAAUAGCUAAAAUGGCAGCACUGAUCUCAUCACUUACUUAAUAUUAUGCUUCCAGUCUCUUCCAAAUCCCCACACACACAUCCCAAAUGGCUUGUUCUCCACCUACUUCAUCAUCUUCAUCUUCAUCUCAAUCAACCGAUACAGAAGCCUGUUGGGACUGGAGAAAAGCAUUAUCAGCUGAAAUGAAGCUCUUUCGAGGGUUAGCCUUUGCAUUUACUCUCGCCUUCACCUUACUCCUCUUCCUCUCCUUCUAUCUCUUCUACCUCCGCCUCCGCCGCCUCCGCCGUACGCCGCCCUGGUCCGUACAGCAGCCGGAACCACCCUCGUCUGCCUCCAAUGCGUUAUCUGCGGAACAGGUGGAGUUAGGGGUGAAGAAAGAGUUGAGGGAGAUGCUGCCUGUUGUUGUGUUUAAGGAGAGCUUUUCGGUUACUGAUACAAUAUGUUCGGUAUGCUUAGGAGACUACCAGGCAGAGGAUAGGCUGCAACAGAUACCUGCUUGCAAGCACGCGUUUCAUGUGGAAUGCAUUGAUAACUGGCUUUCUACUCACACGACAUGCCCUCUUUGCCGCCUGUCUCUUCUUGCUUCUUCUCCAACUGAGCCACAGCCGACCAAUGACACCGUAACUACCCAUCCAGAAAGCAGUACAGACGCGUCUUUGCAGAUUGACAAUUGUGAUCAGUCUUCGGUAGAUCCUGUACGCCAAUAAACUCUCAAAUUAUUUUGAUAUAGAAUAUGAAUCUUUGAAUAAUUUGUAGUUAAGAUAUUGGUCUUACAAUAUUAUGUACGAGGUUUAUAAAUUUUGUUUUUCCUCUUCGAAAUAUAUAUACAUUUAGGCGUGAUUA
Helianthus annuus (common sunflower) is the source of this 866-nucleotide messenger RNA. Its product is annotated as RING-H2 finger protein ATL58. Lineage: Eukaryota; Viridiplantae; Streptophyta; Magnoliopsida; Asterales; Asteraceae. The record is from RefSeq and is a predicted model, not a curated record. Bases 110 to 730 code for a protein of 206 amino acids. The transcript has 3 exons.